GCCUCAGAGUGGACAUGCUGCUGCAGCACUGAGCCUCCAAACCAUCUACUCCCUCCUUCUCCUUACAGUUUCAACACCUUCAUUUUCAGUCAGCCAUGGGAGUUGCCUACAGCGUUGGAGAGGUUGACCACCUCUACACCUUCUUUGUGCAAUGGUCACCAGAUAUCUACACUAAAGGCAACAAGAAGCACCGCCAGCCCCGCCUCCUCAUUAGAGAGAAGCAUCAGAACCGCUAUCUGGUCGUAGAGAAGAACAAGGUGGCUGUGAUCAACAAGCUCCUCAGCAACCCUGUCAACGCCACUGCUAAAAACUGGGAGAUUAUCAGAGUGAAGGACGCCAAGCGCCGCCUGAGUCUGAGCAGCUCGGAGGACUCAGAGGCGGAGGAGCCUGAGUACCAGGAGGAAGGUGAGGGUGCUCUGCCUGUCCUGAGCGACCACAGCCAGCUGCUGGAUGACCACCACCUGGAGCGACUCGCUGCUCACAUGCCACCAAGGACCCAGGGCUAUCCAUGGCAGCUUGUCUACAGCACCGCCAUCCAUGGGAGCAGCCUGAAGACACUGUACAGGAAUAUGGCUGGUCUGGACAGUCCUGUGCUGCUGGUCAUCAAAGACAUGCACAAGAAGGUGUUUGGUGCUUUUUCAUCACAUCCAUUCAGAGUCAGUAAAUACUGCUAUGGCACCGGAGAAACCUUCUUGUUCAGCUUCAACCCUGACUUUCAGGCGUACAGGUGGAGCGGGGAGAACUCCUACUUUGUGAGCGGCAACUUGGAAUCUCUGCAAAUUGGAGGAGGAGAGGGUGGCUUCGCUCUGUGGCUGGAUGCUGAUCUGUACCAUGGUGCAAGUUUCUCCUGUCCCACCUUCCACAACGCACCACUUUCCACACAGCAAGACUUUAUUGUACAAGACCUCGAGGUCUGGACUGUGCAGAAAUGAGGGAGAACAUCUGAAAAGGCAAUAUAAAAACAGAGUAGAAUCCACAGUAUUGUCUGGAGUUACAGAACUUCAAGACUUCAAGGAGUACAUGCAGUUUAGCCACUACUGUACAAAACCUGACAGAGCAGUUGCUACUGUAUCAUCUGUGUACCUGGCUGAGAUUAGCUUACACAGUGUGAAGCCUGUUCUGGUGGUUCUUGGGCCAGAUUUUCUGUUUACACCGGUUUGAUCUGUGCCUGUUAAAGAGAAGUGGCUCGAUGAAAUCCUGUGAUCCAGGGUCCUGCUGCUUUAAACUACUGGCUAUUCAUCUGUAGCUCCAUGCUUAGCCCAGUAUGUAACUGGCAUCUGAAGCUUUAAGCAAUCCAUGCCCUCCUUUGGUUAUGGAGAGCAUUAUAAUACAAAGUUCAAGGUGUAACACCGUGGGAUAAAAAGUUUGCAACUACUGAAAGCACAUUCAGGUUUUAAGGAAAUGUUUUUUUUUUAAAUUAUUUUCUGUCUAACAACCACAUCUGUUUGUGAAAUUUUACACAUAAACUGUCAUAAAACAUUUAAUUUAUGGUAAAAAACACUGUAAAAUGAUAGGACCCACAAUGCCCUAUCUGGCCUGUAAUGGUACUUUUGAGUUUUUGUCUGACUUGAGGUCUGGUUUGAAUGUUCUGCACCAGCAGAUGAAGGCCUAACCACUCAGGUUCAAAAAUAAAAGUAUAGAGUUGCACUAUGAACAACUUAUUAUGUGUGAAGUGUGCCAUUUGUGUUGGAAGUAACCUCAGCCAUUAACUGUCACUUCAUUUUUUUGAAAGUGAAACACCUGCCUGCCCAUUUACGUAGAUGGAUACUGUUUUAAGGAAACAUUUGAAAUCUUUUACAUCUUUUUACUAUCUAUAUAUUUAAAUGUAUUUUUAAGAAAAAUGUUCCUGUGUGUCUGUUUGUUUUACAUUUCUUUGUGUGCAAAUCAGAGUCUGUCAGGCAGUGCUGGCACUGCCAAUGUUUUUGUGAAACCACAUUAAAACUUUCCAGGUGACACUGAUUAAA
Molecule: messenger RNA, 1964 nt
Organism: Seriola dumerili (greater amberjack)
Lineage: Eukaryota; Metazoa; Chordata; Actinopteri; Carangiformes; Carangidae
Gene: ncoa7a
Product: nuclear receptor coactivator 7
Exons: 7
Coding region: 96-932 (278 amino acids)
Biological process (GO): response to oxidative stress; regulation of transcription by RNA polymerase II
Cellular component (GO): nucleus
Source: RefSeq, a predicted model, not a curated record